AUGGGGUCCGCCGCAGCCGCACGGACGGCGGCCGCGAUCCGCCGCGUAGCCCGCCUCCUCCGCCCCGCCGGUGCCCUCAUCCACCCCGCGCGCCCGCUCCCACGCCCGGCAAGGUCCCUUCCCCGCCCCGAGCGCUACUUCCUCUGCUCCUCUACGCCCCGCGGGUGCCCUCCUCCGCCCCGCAGGACAUCGAUCCUGUUCGUGCGAGAGGUGGUGGGCUGCUCUCCGGUUCGCUACCAUGGCGUCUUCCACCCCGCGCCUCCCCACCUCCGCCCCGGGUGUCCCCUCAUCCACCCCGCGCGCCCGCUCCCGCUCCCACUCCCGUCAAGGGGCCUUCUCCGCUCCGAGCGCUACUUCCUCCGCUACGCCCCUACGCCCCGUGAGUGCCCUCCUCCGCCCGGCAGGACAUCAAUCCUGUUCGUGCGAACGGCGGUGCUCUGCGCUCCGGUUCGCGACGAUGCCAUCCACCUCCACGCGCGUCGCCUCCUCCGCCCCGGGAGUCCCCUGCCCCGCCCUGCGCGUUCCCAGCGACGCUCAUCUACCACCGUGAGCGAACUGGCGCCCGCCGGAUCGGAGGACUGGAAGCAGUGCAUGGAGAAGGUUACUGAUCGCUUGGAUUCAAUUGAGGCGCUGACCAAGGAGAACUCUCUGGGAACAGCAAGAAUUACUGAAUCUAUUGAGAAGAUUGUUGAAAAGCAAGACCAGAAACCAAAACGAGACUGGGGAUCUGUCACCGUCUACGGAAGGCCUCUGAAUUUACCAGGAGUAGUCUCUUUAGUUGUAUCUAUUGGCUCCAAGAUCCUCGGAUAUUAAAGAGCUAAUAAGGAUGUCAGGAAAAGCUGCCUUAUGAAUUAGUGACCAGAAGUUAAUGUCUGUUGAUACAAUGCUAUGAUACGUACCCUUAGGAGAAGCUGCCCUUGUAAUACAUGCUGAUAUGAUAUUUUUUAGGCCUAUGUUGAGGUCUAUGUAGUUUUGCGUGGAGGAUUCUGAUGUGCUGUGUUCAUACAAUACUAAGUUCCUACUAUGUUUCUUAGUUUGUUGAUAUUGAGGUCUACGAGGUGCCUCUGGAGGAUAAAGCUGUUGUGUUCAUACGAUACUAUGUUUGUUAUUUGUUGAUAUCUUGGUUAAA
Molecule: messenger RNA, 1129 nt
Organism: Lolium rigidum
Lineage: Eukaryota; Viridiplantae; Streptophyta; Magnoliopsida; Poales; Poaceae
Product: wiskott-Aldrich syndrome protein family member 1-like
Exons: 4
Coding region: 1-813 (270 amino acids)
Source: RefSeq, a predicted model, not a curated record